AUGGAUCAAGGAGCACAAAAAGAGCAAACGACGCCGAAAGAAGUGAGCGGAGGCAAAGAGAAAGCGCCGAAGGAGCCGCCGCCGAAGGAUAUCAUCAAAGGUAGCAAUCGCGCUCUACCGCAAUCCCACGUGAAAACCCUCCUGCGGCGACGACAAACUCUUUAUAAAAAUUCAGAAAUUUUCCAGAAUCGCCGAAGGAGUUCCCGUCGGGCCCGGUGCCUGCGGACGUGCGCACCGCCAAGUACUACCACGGGAUGAUCCCGCGAGUGGACGCGGAAGCUCAGCUGCACGCGUGCGGCGACUAUCUUCUGCGGCGCGCCGAAAGCAAUCAGGGAAUGUUCGUGGUGCUGUCGAUCAAGCGCGAAAGCGGCUUCUGUCACAUUCCGUUGAGUUUGGACAAGGAGACGAAGCACUUCUUCUUCGAUCCGGCCGUCAAGGAGCCCACCGUCACGGACGUCAUCGGGGUGCACAUGUGCGUGGGCAUUUGAAUGUGAAUGCGCUCUGUUGUGAUGUUUUCUCUCCCCGGAGAUCACAACAGAGCGCAUUUACUUUCAAACGCCCCGACAGUGAAGAAUUCAAAAAAUUUGCAGUUCGCGCGGGCUGCCAGUCAACGUCCGCUGGAACAUUUGCCUGAAAAAGCCCAUUCAUCGUCCGGUGUGGCUCCUCCGUCACGACGACGUUACGCUCGUCAAGAAGAUUGGCGCGGGCGCGUUCGGAGAAGUGUUUCUCGCGAGAAUGCUCGACCCGACGUCUGAAUAUCAGUUGGAUUGUGCAGUCAAGACGAUGAAGCAGGAGGCGUCGACAGAGGCGAAGCUUCGGUUCUUCAAAGGUCUCUUUUUGUUUAAACUCUAUUUGAAGCAUCGUAUUGACUGCUUCAGAAGCCCGAAUGAUGCGCAAAAACUACCGUCACAACAACAUCGUCAUGAUAUUCGGAAUGGCGACACUCUCGAAUCCGCUUCUCAUCGUCAUGGAACUGUGUCCGAGUGAGUGCCACGCGCAAGUUUGGUUUCGACCGAAAAACGCAUGUUUCAGACGGAUCGCUAAUCUCGUACUUGCGCAAGAACAAGGGAAAAGUGAGCGCACUCGAAAAGUUGCGAUUCAUUUACGAAGCGGCCAGUGGACUGGCGUAUUUGGAAAGCCAGCGUUGCAUCCAUCGCGACGUGGCCGCCCGGAAUUGCUUGCUUUCCGCCAAGAAUGUGAGCAUCCGUGGAGGAAAUUAAGGACAAGGCUGAUAAUUUUGCAGGAUAUCAAGAUAUCCGACUUUGGAUUGGCCGACGAUCGUGUACUGGUCGUCGACCAUUCGCUCGACAAACUGCCCAUCAAAUGGCUCGCGCCCGAAACGAUGCAAGAAAAGAUUUAUUCGCUCAAAUCGGACAUUUGGGCCUUUGGUGAGAGUUGUGCAGAAAAAACCCGCCCGCCGCCAGUCGACAAUGCCCAUUCUUGCAGGAAUCAUGGUGUGGGAGACGUACGCGGACGGCGACGAGCCCUACCCGGGCCUUUCGAACGUGCAAGCCCGUGCCAAAAUUGUCGCGCAGGACUACCGGAUGCCGCUUCCGGAAGAAACGCCCCCGGAAGUUGUGGCCAUCGUCGAUGUCUGCUGGGACAAGAACCCGGACAAGCGGCGGCAGAUGUCCGUGCACGCGACCGCCCUUCUGCAAAUCUACGAAGCGAAGGCGCCGGCGCCGUACCUCUCGACCGCCCCCUCGCCGGUUUCUCCGUCACCGAUCAUUCCGAUGGUCCCGCUGACUCCCACUCUCACUCCGUCCACCGAUCCGUCACUGCCGCCCUCUGAAAUUCUCUUUUCUUCUGUGAAACCUGAAUAA
Molecule: messenger RNA, 1823 nt
Organism: Caenorhabditis sp. 36 PRJEB53466
Lineage: Eukaryota; Metazoa; Nematoda; Chromadorea; Rhabditida; Rhabditidae
Source: the annotation of a GenBank genome assembly